Molecule: messenger RNA, 1155 nt
Organism: Pimephales promelas (fathead minnow)
Lineage: Eukaryota; Metazoa; Chordata; Actinopteri; Cypriniformes; Leuciscidae
Source: RefSeq, a predicted model, not a curated record
AUGACAAACUCUCCUGAGCUCAAAGAAAAAUGGCAGGAAAGCUUGAUGGAUUGUGCUGAGCAACCAGAAUCACAUGGGUCUGUGCUGAAGGUGCUGGAAAUGGUGUGGAGACCGGCCACUGAUGAUUUUGUGUUCGACCUCAGAGGGCUGCUUGAUAUUCUGAAAGAGAAAGAUAACACAAAACGAAGUGUUCUGCAGUCUUCUGCUCACAUUUUUGACCCACUAGGAUUCCUGACUCCCUUCACCGUCAGGAUUAAGUACUUGUUCCAAGAAAUGUGGGAGAGAGGGCUCAAGUGGGACGAGGAACUACCACCUGAUCUGACAAAGAAAUGGCAACAGUGGUGCUCAGAGCUCCCUCAACUGAAUCAGGUUUCGAUCCCACGAUGGUACCAAACACACAUACCACAGCAGGAUGGUCAAGAGUUAAAGCUACAUGUGUUCUGUGACUCGAGUGAAAGGGCAUAUAGUGCAGUUGCUUAUAUUCAAGGAGGAACGAAGGAAGGAGAUGUGACCAUAAGCCUGGUCGCAUCCAAGUCCAGAGCGGCUCCACUCAAAAGGAUGACACUGCCACGCCUGGAGCUAAUGGGUGCUGUAAUAGCAGCCAGGCUGGGGAACAGCCUCAUGAAGGCACUGCAGCUAGACAAGACACAACUCAGACUAUGGACAGACUCAAUGAUAGUGCUGCAUUGGAUUUGUGGUUCUGCUCAUAAGUGGAAGCAGUUUGUAGCGAAUAGAGUCAUAGAAAUCCAGUCUCUAACUGACCCGCAGUCAUGGUCUCACUGCAAAGGAAAACUUAACCCAGCUGACCUCCCCACUAGAGGCCUAACUGUGCAGGACCUGAAGCAGAGCAUAUUGUGGUGGAAUGGUCCUUGUGUUCUGAUGUCACCUGAUCAGUCAGAAAGCACUCAGGAAGAUGUUCAGGAAGAUGAGGUAAAGUCUGAACUCAGAUCCAAAUACCAGAUUGCUGUGCAGCUUGUUAAGCAAGACCAAGACUUCUUAAGCCCUGUUUUAUGUCUGGAGAAGUACAGCAAACUAAAAACAGUGCUUCGAGUGACAGCCUGGAUAAAGAGGUUUAUCUCCAACACCCGCUCAAGCUCAAAAAUCAGUGGUGAACUGACUGCAGAAGAGUUAAAUGAAGCAGUAAAAACUGGAUAA